AAACCCCGCAGCAAAAGCAGCUGGUGGCCAAUACGAUCUAGAUAUCAUCGCUAGUGUUCCCGAAUUGGGUGUUACGAUCGACCGGGGACGUGAGCUGGCGGUUAUCGCGGUAAGCGGCGAGUACGGAGCUGGAGAAAUGGGGAAUCAGGGGACCGAGAGGCAGCCUAGAUAAGGCAUGUUUCCAUCCGAGACGGGCGUUUCUGCCAACCAUGUAGUCGUCAGCGCAAACCAAACUCUCCAUGAAUACAAUACCAUUUCAUGCUAAGCCGCCCGAUCCACAUAGCGAAAUAUGGCCUUAGGCGUGGUCACCAAUCUGGUCCUUUUCGGAGCCUUCGCAAUCCUAGUGACCUCGUCACCCGCAGCCUUGCCCGAGCUGUUGCACCAGUUACGAGGGGUUUCGGAUGUUCAUGUGCAUCAAGAGGGUGAGGCUUGUCCCCCUCCUCCGACUCCUCGUCCGGCCAUCGACCUUCUCCGGGGCCAAAUGUCGAAUCCCGCCGAGAUCCUAUCCGUACUCCUUAUCAUCGGCGGUGAUGUCGUCCAAAAGGCCAUUGCUCAGCAGUCCGGAACGCGACUCUGGAUCACCCCAGUCGCAUUUAGCUUCGGCUGGGUCGCCUACACAUUCAAUGCUGUGAUGUCAGUCUUUGGCGAUGGGACGCUGAUGCCCAGGCCAGAGGACGAGCUGUUCGUGGUCAAUCUCAAUUCCGGGACUCGCAAGAGGAACGAGUCAUGGGUCCUCUGGAGACUGGUGCGCGACCUAGAAAUCAGUUCUGUGUCCGAGAAGAAAAACACAGUGCGGAUCUUCUGGUUUGAGCCUAACGCUGGACAGCCCACAAUGGACUGGCUGUCGUGGCUGUUUGUAGUGUGUCUCCCCGUGCAGCUCGUUCUCGCCGCCAUCCCCUGGUGGAUGCACGGCAACUGGAUUAUCUUCUUUAUCACGUGCGCUGGCAGCGUCCUGGCCACAGUCACCGGGUCGUUACCACAGUGGAAGAUGGAAAAGUAUGAUGCAAGGAAGAACAAGCCCGGCAUGGGCUAUAUCCUCACGAGGGGAAACGGCCAUCCUCACAGCUUCGGCGUCAUGAGCAGGCCCUCGCCGCCCUCCUCCAAACCUGGUGGGGUUCGCCUUGACGACUCCCAACCUGGGGGGUUUCGCCUCGAAGACCUGGCUGUCGUCCGCCCUGACAGGGUCCAGUCACCGGUAACAAAGAUGGCGAUGCCCAUUCUCGCAACUUUGUGGGUAGCUCUCCUGAUAGCGGUGAGCGGCCUGCAGCGGGAUACAUGGUAUCUGUUUGCGGUAGGCGCCGUUGGCAUGGUCCAGAAUAUUACAGUAGCGGGCAUGCCACGCACCCCAAGUGCGCACGGCAUCCCGCUCAGGGAAAGUGGUCAGCUGAAAAUGCAGGAGAACAAGACCAUGGCCUUGCUUCAGGAGGCAGAGCGGAAAUUUCCGGGUCUCGGGUUGGAAAUGUUGGGCAUCUACUUUGAGGGCACAAAGCUGAACCCACAAGAGGAAGCAUUCUGGUCUAGGGCGAGAGAGUCGCUGAAAGAAAGGAAGGAGCAGUGGGAGGCUCGCCGCGGGACGUUCGAGGCUGAAGACGGCUGCUUGGGAGCAGUAAUCGAUGCCACGACUCGCUCGCCCGCACCGGGAAUCGCGCUGGCACCGCUUUUGACACCUGACACUUUUGGCAGAAGGAGUUCGACUGCUGGCCACGAUGCUGUUACUCCGGUCAAUGGACACGCUCCAGCAAAUGGGUCUCAAUAAGAAUGUAGAGUACAUGCCUGGGAGGGUCAGGUGAUAAACCUGGCAGUGGCUGGUACGAAGAAUUCUGCCCGAUCGGCCUGCAAGCAGGCAACUAAUAUUGGACGUGACGUAGAAAUGGAAGCGAUGGUGAGACGAAUCGUCGGAGCCCGGGUACGGUAACCACCUAGGGUGCCUUGGAGAAGCAACGAACCAGCCAGAAGAGGCAGUUGGAGGCUCGAAGGCAACCACACAUGAGUUAGGCUGUUAGCGGAAUCAUGGGAUGUACUAGUACGAAGUACCUACCGUACGGGGUACUGUAAACUGUACUGUACUGUACUAUACCGCCUAAUCUCGCAUCUCUGCGGUAGCAUCGGCCAUGGUGGGAGGGGGGG
This is a messenger RNA of Canariomyces notabilis, 2127 nucleotides long. RefSeq lists its product as uncharacterized. Bases 290 to 1756 code for a protein of 488 amino acids. NCBI's taxonomy places the organism in Eukaryota, Fungi, Ascomycota, Sordariomycetes, Sordariales, Chaetomiaceae. The record is from RefSeq and is a predicted model, not a curated record. The transcript has a single exon.